This is a messenger RNA of Monoraphidium neglectum, 576 nucleotides long. RefSeq names its product ornithine decarboxylase. Gene Ontology annotation, molecular function: ornithine decarboxylase activity. Bases 1 to 576 code for a protein of 191 amino acids. Lineage: Eukaryota; Viridiplantae; Chlorophyta; Chlorophyceae; Sphaeropleales; Selenastraceae. Gene Ontology annotation, cellular component: cytoplasm. The transcript is spliced from 3 exons. The record is from RefSeq and is a predicted model, not a curated record.
AUGGAGGCCCUGGACGAGUGCUUCCCUCCCGGCUGCGGUGUGCGCAUCAUAGCGGAGCCGGGCCGCUACUUUGCCGAGACCUCCGCCACCCUGUUCACCACAAUCCUGGGGCACCGCGCGUCGCGGGCGCCGUGCGGGGCGCCGCUGCGCGACUACCACCUGAGUGACGGCACAUACGGCUCGUUCAGGAUACAGGUGGCAAUUGACGGCCUGGAGCCGUCCUACACGGUGCUGCGCUCCCCACUGCUGCCACCCCCCGGCCCCAAGCUCUCUGCGCCGAUGGCCUGUCGCCUGUGGGGGCACAGCGGGCGCACCGACGACUGCGUGCACCGCAACGCGCGCCUCCCAGCGCUCCAAGACGGCGACUGGCUGGCCUUUGACUAUGCGGGCGCCUACACUGUCUGCUCUGCGUCCAGGUUUGGCGGCGGCAGCAUGGCAGAGCCGACCAAGCUGUUCGUGCUCUCCGAGGUCGCGACGCGCGACCUCGGCCACCUCGCUCAACGACCCGGCCGCACGUGCGGCAGCUGCUGCGGGGCGGUCGGAGGCCGAGGCGCACGCGGCGAGCAGAUGGGGUGA